AAAUUGCUCCAAGUUUUACUUUUCUGUCACCUCUCUCUGUGAGUGAGUUUGUUCGGUGGCUUCAUUCUGUUAAUGUUGUUUCUAAACUACACCGCACCCGAACUCCGAAAGUGACAUUCUCUUCUGCUAAUUUGCUUCUUCUCCGUUCGGAUGGAGACCUUUGGGUUGCGAGAAAGAUACCGCCGUGACCGUAGAAAGCUCCUCGAUUUCCUUUUGUCUACCGAUUUAAUCAAACAAGUUCAAACUCCUUCCGGUGAUGUCGACUUGUCUGGUGUUGAUUUGGAUACUGUUAGUGCUGAUUAUGUACUCGAAUGCAUGAGAUCAGGUGGAAUACUGGAUAUUGCCGAGGCAACUAAAAAAUACUACGAUGAACUUGGCUACCCGGCAAUGAUUAAUUCUCCAUCAGGAAGUUCGUACCUUCUUAUUUCAGAUCCGAUGUUUUCUGGAUCUCCGCCUCGCCGUGUGCCUCCUCAAAUUGACUUUAAUCCCAGAACUAGUUAUUCGUUAUGCUCACUGAAUCAAUCAGGCCCCUCUGUAGUUGAGGAAAUUAAAAAUUGUGAGGAUGAAAAUGGGGUUAGACGUACUACUGCAGAAAAUACAUCUUGUGAUCCUAGAAAUGAUGCUGUUAUUCCCUCGUUAGGCUUACCAGUCUUGAGUACAGGAUUAUCUGAUGAUGAUUUACGGGAGACAGCCUAUGAGAUAUUUAUUGCUUCUGUGGUCCUCUCUGGGAUUCAUGUGUAUUCUUUCGAGGACAAGAAGAGGGAAAAGAAAUCUAGAAUAUUUGCAAGGCUGAGGAGUAGGAGAGAGAAAGUAAAUUCACAACCCCAGUCAACAAAUGACCAUACUGAGCUGCUUGACAUCAUGCGUGUUCAAAUGCAGAUCUCUGAAGCAAUGAAUACAUUGAUUUGGCAAAGAAUGACAGAAUUCACUUCAAGGACAUGUGAACAUAUUGAUAUUCCUCAAAUUUCAUUGGAGCUCUUAAGUGGCAUUUGCAGAUAUGAUUUUCUUAAUGAGAAGUCAUAUAUACAGUGGAAGAAGAGACAGGCAAACAUUCUUGAAGAAGUUCUAUACCAUUCUGCAAGUUCUAUUACAGCCGAACAUGUAGCUAUUAAAAGUUCCCUUAAGAAAAUUAGAGAUUCUGAGGAAUGGAACAUCCAAACAUACCCUUCGGAAAAUGCAGAGGGUCUGCUGGUCAUUAAAAGGUUUGCCUCUAAGUUGUCAUCUGCUCCUGGAAAAUUUGGUAUUCCAGGUGAAACCUAUUACUGGACAGGUGGCUAUCACUUGAGCCUUAAGCUCUACGAGACAUUACUCUCUAGUGUUUUUGAUAUUCUUGAAGAAGGCCAGUUCAUUGAGGAAGCAGAUGAAGUUCUUACACUUAUCAAAUUGACCUGGUCUACUUUAGGCAUCACUCAGAAGAUGCACCAUCUAUUAUAUGGGUGGGUACUUUCUCAGAAGUUUGUUGAGACAGGUGAGAUUCAGCUCCUACAAUAUGCUACUUCGGAAAUACAGAAAGUUCUCUCCAUUGAGGAUGAUAGAAAGGAAGGGGCAUAUUUGGAUAGCCUUCUUAGUUCAAUUGUGAUUAACAGCAGAAAAUUAGAUCUUAGUUUGCUGGAUGCUGUUUUUGUGUCAAUUAGCAUCUGGUGUGAUAAAAAACUGCAGGACUAUCAUCUGCAUUUUAGUGAGAAACCUAUUUGCUUUGGAAGGGUGGUGACCUUGGUAACGUUAGUUGGAGUACCAACUGCUGAUGAGAGUGGUGAUAUAAAGUUAACUAGUGCUGAUGCUGAAGCUGUUAGUGAAAUGACUUCUAGGCACUUCGAAGGCUAUGUCAAAAAGUCCAUUCAAGCUGCAUAUAGGCGGGCUUUGAAAACCAUAGAUCUCAAAUCUGAAACAGAAAAACGACAUCCUCUGGCUGUGCUUGCUGAUGACCUAAAGAUGAUUGUUGAGAGAGAAUCCAUUGUAUUUAACCCUGUCUUAUUGUGUUGGUGCCCUGCAGCUGGGAUCAUCUCCUCUACUCUAUUGCACCAACUUUAUGGGGACAAACUGAAACCAUUCCUUGAGGGAGUUUCAUUUCUUUCCGAAGAUGUCAGAUCAGUGCUCCCUGCAGCUGACAUGUUAGAACGUGAGCUUACUCAGCUAUAUUAUUGUCCACAUGGAGAAGAUAGAUCUCCGUCACAUGUUACCAAGGAUUUGAAUCGAUAUCAGAUUGGGGAAGUUUCUAGGCCAAUUAUUCUUGAUUGGCUGGAUGCUCAAAAUGAGCGUAUCUUAGAAUGGACAGAACGUGCUUUCCUUAUUGAGGAUUGGGAGCCUUUGUCAUCUCAACAGAGACAAGCUGCAUCAAUAAUUGAAAUUUUUAGGAUUUUGGAGGAGACUGUGGAUCAGUUCUUCAGCUUGAAGAUACCAGUGGAUGUCAUACAUUUGCAAUCUCUACUUUGUGUGAUUUUUCAGAGCUUGGAAACCUAUUUGUUGAAAGUGAUCAAUCAAUCAGUUGAGAAGAAUCACUUGUUUCCUGCUGCCCCUGCUUUGACACGUCAUAAGGAGACUCUGAUUCCGAUUAUCAAGAAGAAGUCAGUUGAUUGUGCGUUUCUGACUGAGGAAGUGCUCAAUAAGUUGAAUAAAUUGUCAAUAUCCAAACUGUGUGUUAUGUUAAACACCCUUCAGUACAUUCAAAGCCAAAUUGGCAUGUUAGAAGAUGGUAUCAGACAAUCUUGGGCGCUUGUUAGACCUUGUUCUGAUAAUAGAUGGAAAAGAGAACAUCUUCAAAGACCUUUGACGGACGGCUUGCUAAGGUGUACUGAAUCAGUUGAUGAACUAUUUUCUAUCUUUAACAACAUUAGGAGAACUAUAGUUGAUGCAAUCAACAAAUUCUGUGACUUCACUGGAGCAAGAGUUGUCUUCUGGGAUCUAAGAGAUACAUUCCUGUUUCUUCUGUAUCGAGGCAAUGUUGAAAGUGCUCGAUUGGAAAGUGUUCUCCCUCAACUUGAUACUGCCCUUGACCAAAUAUGUGCUUUGAUUGCUGAUACUCUUAGGGAUCAGAUUGUUUUGAGUGUUUGCAGAGCAUCACUGGAGGGCUAUGUUUGGGUGUUGUUGGAUGGAGGCCCUUCCCGCGUGUUCUCUGACACUGACAUUCAAAUGCUGCAAGAAGACCUUAACAUGUUGAAGGAUUUUUUUGUAGCAGAUGGGGAAGGUCUUCCCCAAUCAGUGGUCGAGAAAGAAGCAAACUUGGCUCUUCAGAUCAUAAAGUUAUAUUCCCUUGAUACUGAAACUGUAAUUGGCAUGUUGAUGAGUGCGAGUGAACAAAUUUCAACGGGAUUGGAUUGUUCAAAACCUGGCAACAGGCAAUUGGAAGAUGCCCACACACUACUCCGGGUAUUAUGCCAUAAAAAGGACGAAGAAGCCUCCAAAUUUUUGAAAAGGCAAUAUCAACUUCCCAAAUCUUCAGAAUAUGACGACACUCAAUUAAACGAGUCCAGUUCAAUAUCACCUCUCAUAUCAGAUUUAUUUAAAAGAAGUGCAUCAAUACAUUUGACUAGCCAGAGAAGUUUCAAGUCCAUUAAGAAGAAACUCAAAGAAGCCACUUCUGAAAUCAAGCCAGCCGCAUGGUAGACAAUUAUAGUCGUCUCUGGGGCACCUCAAGUUCUUGAUGUAAAUUUGGAUGACCAGAUUGUAGAAGUAAUUUCAAUGUGAAACACUAGUAAUAUGUGAGCAUCAACAAAGUGUAUCUGUUAUUCCAGUUAUUGAAGGU
Telopea speciosissima is the source of this 3742-nucleotide messenger RNA. RefSeq names its product protein unc-13 homolog. The record is from RefSeq and is a predicted model, not a curated record. Lineage: Eukaryota; Viridiplantae; Streptophyta; Magnoliopsida; Proteales; Proteaceae. The coding region runs from base 151 to 3603 and encodes 1150 amino acids. The transcript is spliced from 26 exons.